Messenger RNA from Suillus bovinus, 2242 nucleotides. RefSeq lists its product as uncharacterized. The record is from RefSeq and is a predicted model, not a curated record. The transcript has 13 exons. NCBI's taxonomy places the organism in Eukaryota, Fungi, Basidiomycota, Agaricomycetes, Boletales, Suillaceae. The coding region runs from base 305 to 1936 and encodes 543 amino acids.
UCUCGACUUCGAGAUGUUCCUAGGUACUAGGUCAUCAAUUGAAAGGCGAAGUUGUCGAACAAGUCAAGGCUCUCCGCCGCAGGCCAAUUAUUGAAUUAGCCACAUGAUCAAGAACCUUUUUAUGUACAUAACAAGCUGUACAUGCACAUAGCCGCUCGACCUUUUUCAAACUCGGAACCACUAUAUUCUAGAUCUCCUACGCUUUUAGGUUUGCUCAGGAGAGGCUAGCGCUCAACCUGAACACCAAACGACGACGGCAAAACAUGUCAAACACGGGGCUAAUUCAAAAGCUCUUAAGACGUCUAUGGCAAGUCUGGGCGGCGCUCGCACAUUCAUCUGCCCAGCGACUGUGUAUCCUUGUGUCUCGCUUGUGGCGCUGUGUCGCGAAGAUUCAUGCUGUGCCGCGGCUAGCGGUGCACAAUGUCCACAGGUUACCUUGCCAUUGCCGCUUCACCACCAAAUAACUCUAACUGAUACAACAAGCGGCACUGAAGAUGCGAUGUCGUCUUCAACAAUUCCAUACGCCAUGCCUAAUCCAUACAUUCCCGAGCAAUUUAUCCCGCAUUGCACGUAUCCGCCCCCAGAAGCUAGUAGUGUGAUUUCUUCCAAUGCUCCCGGUACCACUCCCCGUUUUGUACCAUUUGCUGCGAAUGAUGUUUUGCGAUAUGAUAAUCGUCCUCUUGUAGAAAAAACUCGUGAGCGCAAUUACAUUCCAGCAUUCAUGAGGCACUUCACAAACGAAUCAUGUCCAUGGUUAAACGGUGAUUGGACUUCUUGUGUACAUCCCGAAGGCGCGCUGUAUCUCUAUAAUAUGAGUCGAAAAACGUUCACUGAGGCCAUCAUGGAUGAAACUACGUUUCACCUGCUUGCCAAAUGCGUGGAUGGACUAUACGACAUGGCGCGCGCGAACUCGGCGUGUCUUGAAGCCUGUGAUGUUGAGCUCGUUGUGCAGUUAUGGCCAACUGAAGGCGAAAUGACUUGUCAAUAUUACUUCGUCGACCACAAAUCUCGAAUUCUCUUUUGGCUGGAAGAUAACCAUGAAGCGACGACGAACAUCUUUAGCGGGCUCCGGGGUGUCUAUGAUCCGAGUCAUAUUCGACUUGCCUUAGAGUCCGAGUACUGGACGCAUUGCGAACGCUACCCAAACCACCAAACGGAUCGAGUCAAGCUUCUCAAGGAACUGAGGGAGGUCGUCAUGCAUGCGAGUGCAGAGAUUAUCACUUCAGACAUGUCCUUGUCACCUUUUGAUGCCGAUGAACUCUCUAAAAUCUUAGAGCUGAUUAACCACCUCCGAGAGAACGCUGAGGAAAACGAUUGUCCUCAUUCCACUUGUAUCAUUGCUAGAUUCAUGCAUUAUUUUUACAGAGCCAAAUUUUUUAACUUCUGCGGCCUACCCUGUGCUCGACUCGACGCUGACAAAUCCGUCUAUGAGGAGGACACUGGCUUUCAUCCACUGAUCGGCCCUCUUUCUCUGGUUUUCGAAGCCAUGCUUUUUUGGGCACCGCAAGCGCACUUGAAGGAUCUUCGAAGGGUAUGGGUAGAUGAGUGUAUCAACACGCCGCGGUGGAAAGACUUCAACACAAAACUCAUGACGGAGUGGACUGGGAUCACCAUAUACUCAACCGUCAUGUUAGCCGUAGAUGUUAGUUUCCUCGCAGUGCCGAACAUGAACAUCAGCCAGUCACAGUCGACUGGAAUCAUUGCUACCUAUCUCUCGAUUAUCUUCAUCACCGGCUCCUUGAUUGUAUCGGUCCUUCUGGCGCGUCAGAACCAGAGAUACGGUUUUGAAUCAGCUGAUAAAGCGGCUGAGUUUCUGUCAAGUCUGACAGGCACGUUUGUUGGGGUGAAAGCCCUCGCCACCAUUCACAGUCUGCCAUAUGCAAUGCUUAUGUGGGGGUGCGUUGAUCAACAUUAUCUAACCGGGAUGAUUGAUUGAUGUGCCCUUCACCAGGAUGAUCUACUUCGCAAUCGGCCUUCUGUUCAACGUGUUAAAAUUUACGACGACGGCCAUGCUGGCAUCAGUCGUCAGCGGGUUCGUUGUCGUUAUCAUGUUCAUAUCGUGGUUCAUUUGGGCAGCGAGAGAUGUUCAUAUUUUCAAACGACUGACCAAGUUCGUUCUUUCUGUCGCUCGCAGGAGAUAGUAUUCAACUUUAGCUCUUCGGGUAUUUGUAUUAUGUCGACCAUGCAGUGGACAAUUACCAACCGAGUCCAAACUGAGUGUUCAGUAAAAGCACAUAAUGCG